Macrosiphum euphorbiae (potato aphid) is the source of this 87-nucleotide messenger RNA. The record is from the annotation of a GenBank genome assembly. NCBI's taxonomy places the organism in Eukaryota, Metazoa, Arthropoda, Insecta, Hemiptera, Aphididae.
AUGACUUGGAAAAUAAGAUAUGUGUGCUUAACAGCUGAUUGUUGGAGUAUAUUUCACAGAUCGUACAUAGGUUUCACUGUACAUUGA